Tripterygium wilfordii is the source of this 1359-nucleotide messenger RNA. Its product is annotated as ATP synthase subunit gamma, mitochondrial-like. The record is from RefSeq and is a predicted model, not a curated record. Gene Ontology annotation, molecular function: proton-transporting ATP synthase activity, rotational mechanism. Gene Ontology annotation, biological process: proton motive force-driven ATP synthesis. NCBI's taxonomy places the organism in Eukaryota, Viridiplantae, Streptophyta, Magnoliopsida, Celastrales, Celastraceae. Bases 148 to 1116 code for a protein of 322 amino acids. The transcript is spliced from 9 exons.
ACUGGUGUGCGCUUUGGCACAUAAUUUUCGACGGUAGAAGGACCAAGGGUAGAAUCAGCUCCUCAAAACACCCAAGCAGCUCGAUCGGCAAAAUUUUGGUCUUACUGGUCCGAUUAGGGAUUCGCGAGGAAUCGACCCAAUACACAAAUGGCGAUGGCUGCGCUCCGACGCGAAGGGAGGCGUUUUGCCCCCUUGAUCUCUCCCCGUCCGAUUAUCGCCGCCCGCUCCUCUCUCAUUCCUGAGGAGCAAGCCCCUCUUGGAGUGCGUUCUAUCUCAACUCAAGUGGUUAGAAAUCGCAUGAAGAGUGUGAAGAACAUUCAGAAAAUUACAAAGGCAAUGAAAAUGGUUGCAGCCUCGAAGUUACGUGCCAUUCAAACCAAAGCUGAAAAUUCACGUGGCCUUUGGCAGCCAUUCACUGCCCUUCUUGGUGAUACCCCAAGUGUCGAUGUUAAGAAGACUGUUAUUGUAACUAUCUCUUCAGACAAAGGUCUAUGUGGUGGAAUCAACUCCACAUCAGUUAAGGUUAGCAAGGCCUUGCUCAAACUGAGUUCUGGUCCUGAAAAAGAGGUCAAAUAUGUUAUUUUGGGAGAAAAAGCAAAGGCUCAGUUGUUACGUGACUCGAAGAAGGACAUUGAGCUUUCCAUAACUGAGUUGCAAAAAAAUCCCUUGAACUAUACCCAGGUCUCUGUUCUGGCAGAUGACAUCUUGAAGAAUGUGGAAUACGAUGCAUUGAAGAUUAUCUUCAACAAAUUCCAGUCAGUUGUUUCGUUUGUUCCAACAUUGGCAACUGUACUGUCACCUGAGGUUGUGGAGAGAGAGGCUGAAGCUGGGGGAAAGCUUGGCGAUCUGGACUCUUAUGAGAUUGAAGGUGGUGAAACAAAGGGUGAAAUACUGCAGAAUCUUUCAGAGUUUCAGUUUUCUUGUGUUAUGUUCAAUGGCGUGCUGGAAAAUGCAUGUAGUGAACAAGGAGCAAGAAUGUCGGCCAUGGACAGCUCUAGCAGGAAUGCUGGAGAUAUGUUGGAUAGACUCACACUAACAUAUAACAGAACUCGCCAAGCAUCUAUCACCACUGAAUUGACUGAGAUCAUAUCUGGAGCAUCGGCACUGGAGGGCUGAUUGUGAGAAUCUUGAUGCUAAGCUAUUUUGAUUAUUACGAAAUAAAGCAAUCAAUAUAGAGCCUUGGUUUCGACUUGCUCUCAAGUUUUUAAGACAAAAUUUGUUUUGAUGAUUGAAGUUAUUUUUGGAUAUAGUUGUACUUUCAAGCUUUCUGUCCGAAUGUUGGAUCUUGAAUGGCUGUGAAUUGAACUUGCAGCCUCCUCCUCCUCUUCCCAUAAGCAUGAAACCCAUUUUUGAUUUCUU